Messenger RNA from Megalops cyprinoides (Indo-Pacific tarpon), 5542 nucleotides. RefSeq names its product MTSS I-BAR domain containing 1 (gene mtss1). Gene Ontology annotation, biological process: cell projection assembly; plasma membrane organization. Lineage: Eukaryota; Metazoa; Chordata; Actinopteri; Elopiformes; Megalopidae. The coding region runs from base 665 to 2962 and encodes 765 amino acids. Gene Ontology annotation, cellular component: actin cytoskeleton; cytoplasmic side of plasma membrane. The transcript is spliced from 15 exons. Gene Ontology annotation, molecular function: actin binding; phospholipid binding. The record is from RefSeq and is a predicted model, not a curated record.
CCGGAGCGCGGCACAGACACAGCAACACGACUGCCAAGGAAAGCGUAGUACGGCAAGAAGGGCAUUCAGUGCUUUUUAACAUAGGUCAAAACUUAACACACUACUAUUAAUACGGCACAGCUAACAGGUGGAAGCCGUGGGGAUCUCAAGGAUCGGGUUUUGUAGGGACCAACGUAAUCGCUAGCGAUAUCGUUAGGUGGAUUUCCCUGAUUCCGAACCAUGGGAACACAAAAAAGCCUUAUUGAUUAGGACAAGCUAGCAAUUGCGUUAGCCAGCUAGGUAGCUAGCUAGCCAAGCCGCUGGUGCUACUAUCACAGCUAGCCAACGUUAGCCACCACCUUGCCUGAGGUUGAAUAUACUGGGCAGCUGGUUGGGAAGAACCGACGGAUUUUACGGAUCCCUCCUGCACGUUAAGCAAUGUUUCUGUGAAAAAUCAAGGUAGCUAGCUAGUGAGCUAGCUAGCUACGCCCGCUGAGGAAUUGUACCUGUUCAAUUAUUGGGGUCUUUCGUGAUUUUUAAUGUUUUUUUAGUAUUUGUGUUUUUUUCCUGUCCAAGGCUCUGGAAUUUAUCCCCUUGUACUUUAUACAGCUAUAACGUUAGCGAAGUCACCCACCAAUAUCUAGUUACAAAGAAAUCGGUGUUUUGUCGUUGGUGGACGUGGAAAAUGGAUGCGGGUAUUGAAAAGGAGUGCAGCGCUUUAGGAGGGCUCUUCCAGAUCAUCAUGAACGACAUGAAGGCCAGCUAUCCAGCCUGGGAAGACUUCGUGACCAAAGGAGUGAAGCUGCAGUCGCAGUUAAGGACCACCAUCAUUGUCACCAGCUCUUUCCUGGAUGCCUUCCAGAAGGUGGCUGAUAUGGCAACAGGAACCAGAGGUGCAACGAAAGAGAUCGGGUCGGCCCUCACCAGAAUGUGCAUGAGACACCGAAGCAUCGAGUCCAAACUAAAGCUCUUCACCACGGCGCUGACGGAGAGCCUGAUCAAUCCGCUGGAGCAGAAGAUCGAAGAAUGGAAGAAGGUGGCCAGUCAGCUGGACAAGGACCACGCCAAAGAAUACAAGAAGGCCCGUGCGGACAUCAAGAAGAAAUCCUCAGACACCAUCAAGCUGCAGAAGAAAGUGAAGAAAGGGAAGGACGAGGUGCGUGUACAGCUGGACAGCGCCCUUCAGGACGUGAACGUGAAGUACGCCGUGCUGGAGGAGACGGAGAAGCGGGCAGUGUGCCGGGCGCUCGUCGAGGAGAGGGGCCGCUUCUGCUCCUUCGUCAGCAUGCUGCGGCCCGUGCUGGAUGAAGAGAUCGGCAUGCUGGGAGAAGUGACGCACCUACAGACCAUCUUGGAGGACCUCGGCAACCUUACGGCAGAGCCCAACAAGCUUCCUCCUGCUAGUGAGCAGGUGAUCCUGGAUCUGAAGGGUUCAGACUACAGCUACAGCUAUCAGACACCCCCUGCCUCCCCCAGCAACACACUGUCCCGCAAGAGCAGCAUCAGCAGUAAUUACCAGUCUACCUCAGUGCGGCACGUGCCAUCCCUGGACUCCAUCUCGAGUGCCGUGGAUGGGAUCCACCUCCGCCCCCCUUCCACCCACAUCCCGGACCCAGCGCAGCGCUCCCCCAGUCCACUGCUCCGCUGCGAGGUCUGGGAGGGGGCCCGCUCUCUGAGCGAGGGGAACUCGCCCACCGCCGCCCGCUCCGGCCCUGCCCACGCCCACGGGCUCAGGAACACUGAGCAGGGCAUGACGAACAGCCUACCCCCCAGGCCAGGACAGAGCGCCCCAGGCACUGAGAACGGCACAGCCAUGCCGCCCCCUCACAACGCCUACACCCACCACGGAGAGAGAGCCAGGGCCAUGUCCACCUCCAGCAAGCCCCAGACAGCGCGGGAGCAGCUGGCUCUCACCCUGGGCGGGGGGCUGAAUUCGGACGCCCCCCGCACCAGCCGCGACUCGCUGCACUGCUCCAGCGGCUACAGCACGCAGACCACCACGCCCUCCUGCUCCGAGGACACCAUCCCCUCCCACGCUGUAAAGAAAGAACCUCCUCUUUAUGACUACGACUACAUCUCCCUGCACGGGGGCGAGGAGGUGGUGCACGACCAGCCGGACUUCGACAAGUCCUCCACCAUCCCCCGCAACAGCGACCUCAGCCUCAACUACCGCAAGAUGUUCCAGAGCAAGCGCCCGGCCUCCACCGUCAGCCUGCUGGCCGACCCCGAGCCGCUGCUGCGCACGCCGCACGUGGCCACCAUCCGCCGCAAGCCCUCCAGCAAGCCCAACUUCCGGCGGGGCACCAUCAGCGGCGGGGUGCCCAUCCCCAUCAGCACCCCGCAGGUGCCCCUCAGGGCGCCCGCGCCCGGCCUGGGCGGCAGCGACGAGGCGGUGUGCCCCCCCCUGGCGGCGGCCGGGGGGGCCGGGGGCGGGCGCUCGGAUCUGGCGCACCACAGGAACGCCCUGUGCGCCUCUACCCAAAGCCUGAGCGCCAUGCCCUCGCCCUACUACUCCUUCAUCCCGGGACAGCAGCCCCUGGGCAGCUCUGAGCACAUCUACCACACCAAGCAGCAGCAGCAGCUGCAGCUACAACAGCAACAGCAGCAACUACAGGUACAGCAGCAGCAACAGCAGCUACAGAAACAACAGCAGUUACAGCUACAGCUACAACAGCAGCAGCUACAACAGCAGCAGUACCAGCAGCAGCAGACUGCGCAGCCUCCUGCGUACGUGCAGACGCAGACGCAGCACCUGCAGCUCCAGCAGCAGCUGCAGCCCCAGCCCCAGCAGCACGUCCUCUACAGCCCGACCGGAGGUACGGGCGUGGCCCCGGGCCCCGCCAGCGGCCCCCCGACCCCCGAGGAUCCCGAGCCGUCGGGCGGAGGGGACAUGCUGACCAUGAUCCGCCGAGGGGUGAAGCUGCGCAGGACUCUGACCAACGACCGCUCCGCGCCCCUCAUCACCCCCAACCAUCUCGACUGAGCCCCGUGGCUCACCCCCCCCUUUUACACCCAGGUCUCUCAGUCCCCCUCCCACCCCCCCCUUGCUUUUCGGAGCAUCUCUCAGUCCGUAUACAUGCUUAUGCCUUUUUUCACAAAAAGACGACCCAGACCAUAUUUCCAGCAUCACUGUGCCGAUGUGAUCGACCGUGCUUCAACACCGCUCCGCAUCGCUUGCAGAAACAGUGCCCCCGUUACGCAGCCCGCUGAGUAAAAUCGCAGUUCAGUGGACGUGCUGUUGGCUAUAUCGAGCGCGGGACCUUUAAGCUAAGAUAUGUUUAUAUUGUUGUCGCAGAAGUAAAAAAAAAAAAAAUGCCUUGCUUUACUUAGCACAUAGUCUUAAUAUUACCUAUGGUAAAUUCUUUGGUCAAAGCAAAUAUAAAAAGACAUUUGUAUAUAUUAGCAUAAUUUUCGGAAAACUUUAUUGUAUUUUGUUUUAUUAGAUUACAUUAGCACUGGCAUCUUUUUUGUGUUCAGAAGAGUUGGGUGUCUAUUUUUUUAAAGGACUACCGCAGAGUAAUGUACGGUUGGGAAGAGUGCUGUUUCUGCCUCCCUCCUGGGUCAGCUUGAUGUGGUAUAGCCGGCAGAGAUUUCACUGGGAGUGCUGGGAAAUGGCUGUUGUAACAGAAUCUGUCCGGGUGAAACGAGCAGAAGAUGUGAGGAGUGGAAAUGUGUGACUUUUGGGUCCAGCAGAACUGCUAUCUGGUUACAGCCCAAAGCUUCUGCCAAGGUUGGUUCUCUUGGUAGGCUUGCCUUUUUUUUCCCCCCCUUUCUCUCAUCAAUCCUUAGCAUGAACUGUCACUGUCAUCUCUAGCUCGCAGUCUGGCCACACUAGUGCCCCUUUACAGGGUCAUGCACUCUGCAGCUGAUGGCAGCCUAACAUUGCGUCUUCAUAACGGCGGUAUCCUGCACUGGUGAAGAUGCCGGGCUAGCAAGGCCUUAGCCGUAGCCUUGGCUGCGUGGGAGUGCUUCUCUGCAGAGUGGAACUGCAGCACCGCUGGCUACUUACUGACACAAUAGCACCAUUGUGUGGGGAAGCUGUCCGAUAGCACUGUUUUUCCUGCCGAUACCCGGACGCCUGCACAUGUGCGAUUGACCCCACGCUCCGGCUCCGCUCCCCAGGCCUCUGCUUUAAGCGGUGACACAUCACAUUCCUCCUGUUCAAACAGGAAGGCAGGUAAAUUCACUAGCCGUUCCUUUUGUUCUCACAGAGAAAUCGGUCCUUUUAUCUGGAAUCUAUUCAGAAGUAAAAGCCAAAUGGUGCUGUUGUGGCCACAAAAAAGCAACAUCUUGGUGAAAAAUGUCAAAUGUUCCCAGUUUUUUCAGAUUUCCAAAGUGUUUUUUUUCCCAAAGGAGUGGGCGUAUUUAUUUUUGUUGCAGGUUGAAUGUUUCAGUUAUGAGUGUGCGUUAUCACACUUGCUGUUCAUACAGUUUUCAGUUUCAGGUUUAUUGCUAUAUGUUUCCUCAUGACAACUUCCUGAUUUAACUUCUCAAAAAAAAAAAAAAAAAUCUGAAAGCCUUGCUUCUCCAUUGCCAUUACUCAUACAUGGUCCUACGUGAACGGGUGGAAAAAAAAGGAUCCUGCCAAAACCACAGAACAUGCUCAAGAGUAACAGCUAAGUACUGAGUAGUGGGAUAAGGAGACGUUGUACAGAUGCAAAAAGACAUUUAUUCUACAGCUGGGUGGAUGGUAUUGUAAAACCUGAAACUGGAUAGAACUGAUCCUGUUGAGAAGCACGCUGUUGGUGGCAGUAAUGUUUCAAGAACAAGGAGAGUCAGGUAGAUUCCCAUGAACACCUCUCAAAACCGGUGUUGAGAAUAUAAGAUCAAUAUAAGAUAAGAUCAGAAUAUGAAUGAUAUGAAUGAUACGGUUUUUAUUUUCUCUUAAAUUAAACAUGUACAAAAUGCUGUUUUUUUUGCUGUUUUAAUGAAAUAUGAGACACGUAGCUUUUUGAGGACCUUUCCUUUCAAGUAAAUAAAAAUAAUUUAAUCUGAUGAUUGCUGUUAUUUGUAAAGCGUUGCCCACGGUCUUGUAAUCUGCAUUGCUACUGGAGGUAUUUCAUGGCGAAUUGCCUUAAUUGUUUGUGUGGACCCAGAAUCAGAAGAGGUUAGUGAGUCAGGAUCUUCCUCGUUCCCUCCCAGUAAAGCGGGGGCGCGGCAUACGGGACGUUCUGUCUCAGUGUUUCUUGCGUUCAGGUUCAUUUUUAGGCUGCGACCCCCCUGUUUGUUGGCUGCCGGGUGUCUGAGGGAAGCUUGGGCGGAAAUCCGACUUGCGGUCGCUCCUCUGCGCUCUUCCUCUUGCUGACUCUGCACAUUCAGAUGGGGGGGGGGACAUGCUUUCGGGUCACUACAGCGUCCCCUCGAGUAAAGAGAGAGGGACAAAGCGCUCCCGUGAGUGCGGCGCGGGAGGAGAGGGGUGUCACCCGGUGCCACCGAGCGCGUGUAAGAACCGCGGGGUGCUCCGACGGGGCAGUGAUCCCCCCCACCCCCCUGCGUGUGGUGCGCCUCCCUCUCGGGAUGUUUCAGUGGCAGGAAGCAGGCGCCUGGCUCCCUGUCUGAAGCA